AUGAAAUUCUCACUUGCCCUUUUGUCUCUUGUUGCCUCUUCUUUGGCAGUUCCUGCUCCUAAGGAAAAUGCUCACCACUACCACAGACGUGACGCUGUGGAAACCGUUUUGACCACCCAAACCACCGUCGUUUAUAUCACUGAUGGUCUUCUCGCCACUACUGUUGAAGAAACUACUGCUACUUCUGAAGCCUCUUCCACCUCUACUCUUGAACCAUCAUCAACUAGCAAAUCUUCCUCUUCCUCUUCCUCUUCUGCUUCUGCUUCUGCUUCUAGUUCAUCAUCUAGUAGUUCCUCCACCAGCAGUGUCGAUGGUGACUUGAGCGACUUCGUUGACCCAACCGGUGAAUUCGAAGAUGGUGUUCUUGAUUGUUCUGAUGGUGUUCCAACUGGUAAUGGUGUUGUGUCCCUUGACUGGGUCGGACUUGAUGGUUGGGCUUCCAUCAUGAACACUGCUGGUGAUACCAAAACCACAUGUCAAGACGGUUACUACUGCUCUUAUGCUUGUCAAGCCGGUAUGUCCAAGACUCAAUGGCCAUCUACUCAACCAACUGACGGUGAAUCCCGUGGUGGUUUGAUCUGUAAGAGUGGCAAAUUGUACAGAACCAACACCGACACUAACUACUUGUGUGAAUGGGGGAAGUCUUCUGCUUACGCUGUUUCUAAAAUUGACAAGGUUGUUUCCUUGUGUAGAACUGAUUACCCAGGUUCUGAAAAUAUGGUUGUUCCAACUAGAUUGACUGCUGGUUCCACCAAGCCAAUGUCUGUUGUCGACUCCUCCACUUAUUUCAAAUGGGAAGGUAAAGGUACCUCUUCUCAGUACUAUAUUAACGAUGCUGGUGUUGAUGUCGAAGAAGGUUGUGUCUGGGGUACUGAUGGUAGCGGUCUUGGUAACUGGUCUCCUGUUGUUGCCGGUGCUGGUGUCACCGAUGGUAUCACUUACUUGUCCAUUAUUCCAAAUCCAAACAAUGACACUCCACCUUCUUACAGCUUGAAGAUUGAAGGUAGCAGCGGUUCAACUGUCAUUGGUAGCUGUGUUUACGCUAGUGGUAAAUAUAACGGCGAUGGUUCCGACGGUUGUACUGUUUCUGUUACAAGCGGUUCUGCUAACUUUGUUUUCUAUUAA
Saccharomycopsis crataegensis is the source of this 1125-nucleotide messenger RNA. RefSeq names its product SUN domain-containing protein. Gene Ontology annotation, cellular component: fungal-type cell wall; cell surface. The transcript has a single exon. Gene Ontology annotation, biological process: fungal-type cell wall organization. The record is from RefSeq and is a predicted model, not a curated record. Bases 1 to 1125 code for a protein of 374 amino acids. Lineage: Eukaryota; Fungi; Ascomycota; Saccharomycetes; Ascoideales; Saccharomycopsidaceae.